CUCUUACAUCAUCAAAUCAGUCAAAACUCCCUUCCAUUAAAGCUUCUCUAGGAUUCCAAAUUGGCAGCUGAUGUUGUAUAGAGUGACAAGAGAGGGUGAUGUCGAUCACGUGACGAUUGCCUCCAUUACCUCAGCCCAUUUUAUUUUAUUGACUUUUCGGUCCCUGUUUAGAUGGUGUGUAUAUGAAGAUUUGUCAAGUGGAUGGACCCGCCAUCUUCACAAAUCUGUUCCGAGGUUUCCCAGGGAGUCAUGGUUGCAAGCUCUGGAAGGACAAUAAUGGAGAGUAGUAGAGGGAGGUCUAAUCUUUCUUCUACAAAAACAGAGAGAAAAGUCAAUGAGAAAAAUAGGAGAUAUCAAAUGAAAACCCUUUACUCCAAGCUCAAUUCUCUCCUCCCUGAUAAAAAAUCCACGGAAAAACAACCUCUGCCUGAUCAGAUAGAUGAGGCAAUAAGCUAUAUAAAGAGUCUGGAAAUAAAGUUGGAGGAAACCAAGGAAAAGAAAGAAAGCUUAACAUUUGCUACUCCAAAAUCACCCAAGCUAAAAAUCCAAGAAACGGGAUCUGCUCUAGAGAUAGUUUUUACAUGUGGGCUAGAUAAUCAGUUCUUGUUUUACGAGAUCAUCAGCAUUCUGCAUGAAGAAGGUGUAGAAGUUGUUAGUGCUAAUUCUCAAGCUCUCGGAGAUUCCUUUUUCCAUGUAGUCCAUGCACAGAUGAAGGAAUCUGCUGUUGGUCUUGGAGCUGCAAGAGUAACUGGGAGAGUGAAUAGGCUUAUUAAUGGAUCCACAUGUGAAUUAGAGUUGGAUUCAGAGCAAUGGGAUUAAUCCUGAGACUAAUUUGGAAUUCUAAACAGUACUGAAGUCCCAAAGUUGGUAAAUUUGGCACUAUAUUUUGGAAUCUGUGUGUACUUUCUUGGAAUAUGUAAGAUACAGAGAUUUUAGAAAGAAGUUUACAUACGCAUGGCAAUAUUCUGUGUAACAAAUUUAGUAGCUACUGAAUGUUUUAUAUAUAUGUAAUGCCUGUUCUGUCUA
Messenger RNA from Populus euphratica (Euphrates poplar), 1026 nucleotides. RefSeq names its product transcription factor bHLH118-like. The record is from RefSeq and is a predicted model, not a curated record. Gene Ontology annotation, cellular component: RNA polymerase II transcription regulator complex. Lineage: Eukaryota; Viridiplantae; Streptophyta; Magnoliopsida; Malpighiales; Salicaceae. Gene Ontology annotation, molecular function: protein dimerization activity; RNA polymerase II transcription regulatory region sequence-specific DNA binding; DNA-binding transcription factor activity, RNA polymerase II-specific. The transcript is spliced from 3 exons. The coding region runs from base 202 to 819 and encodes 205 amino acids. Gene Ontology annotation, biological process: regulation of transcription by RNA polymerase II.